AUGCCGGACGACAAUGUUUCGAGCCCUCCCUUACCGGCACCCAAAUCAAGACCAGUGAGCGAAGCUCUAUUGAAUGAGAAGUGGGAUCGUGCUGUUUCGUCCUUUGUCAUCAGAUCCGCACUCGGAUUUUCCUUCGGUGUCAUAUUCUCAGUACUGUUGUUCAAGCGAAGAGCGUGGCCAGUGUACUUUGGAACCGGCUUCGGCGCCGGAAGAGCUUGGGAAGAAGCUGAUGCAAACUUCAAGAGAGGCGACACAUACAACACCGACGGACUUCGAAAAGUACGGACCGAUAGGUAG
This is a messenger RNA of Cladophialophora psammophila CBS 110553, 297 nucleotides long. RefSeq lists its product as uncharacterized. The transcript is spliced from 3 exons. NCBI's taxonomy places the organism in Eukaryota, Fungi, Ascomycota, Eurotiomycetes, Chaetothyriales, Herpotrichiellaceae. Bases 1 to 297 code for a protein of 98 amino acids. The record is from RefSeq and is a predicted model, not a curated record. Gene Ontology annotation, cellular component: mitochondrial inner membrane; MICOS complex; mitochondrion.